CCAUUCCGAUAGCCCGCAAAGCCCGCGAAAAUGGGUGUGCUAUCCGUUUUGACCGUUUGUGCUUUUUUGGCCGUGUGCCUGUGGGUGGAUUACGGAAGUGCUGGUAAGAGCAGCUCCAGUGCGAAGUGUGAAAAAUCAUUAACUUCCGCCAGCGGAUCUAAAGCUGCUUCCGGUACUUACUGCACGGGAGAUUUGAUAUUCGAGGACAGCUUCGAUAGUUUUGAUUUGGACACUUGGCAACACGAAAAUACUCUGGCUGGAAGUACCAAGUGGGAAUUUCAGUGGUUCACCAACAACCGUUCCAACUCUUUCGUGAAAGAAGGUAACCUCUUCAUACGACCUACGCUAACAGUGGAUGAGUACGGUGAAGCAUUCCUACGCUCUGGUGUUCUUAACAUUCACGGAGGUUCUCCGGCUGAACAGUGCACCAGGCAAAGCUUUCUAGGCUGUGAACGUACUGGAAGUCACUUCCAGAUUCUCAACCCGGUGAAAAGUGCCAGUCUUCGUACGGUAGAAUCGUUUGCGUUUAAGUACGGAAAAGUUGAAAUCAGCGCGAAGCUACCGGCUGGUGAUUGGCUGUGGCCAUCCGUUUGGUUUCUACCGAAAUAUGACGCUUAUGGUGCAUGGCCAGCUUCGGGGGAAAUCGACCUGUUGGAAUCGAAGGGAAAUCGAGAUUUGAUCAAGAAUGGGAUCAACGUCGGCAUAGAGCAAGUUUGUUCUAAACUACAGUUUGGACCGAACGAAGCCUACAACGAAGCAGCGACGACAACGUUCACCCGGAACUCUGAAUCCGGCAAAGGAUAUCAUACUGGAUUUAAUCGGUACCAAAUGGAGUGGACGCCGGAUCAUAUCGCCUUUAGCAUCAACGAUAUUGAAACGGGGACGGUGAAGACCGGCACGGGAUUUUGGGCUCGGGGCAAUUUCAACAGCACCGCACCGGGUAUGGACAAUCCGUGGCGUUACAGCAGCCCUAUGGCUCCAUUUGAUCAGGAGUUUUAUUUACGGGUUUCUCUGGCAGUCGGUGGAACGGAAUACUUUUCGGACGACGGUAUCAAUCCGACCAAGAAGCCGUGGUCCAAUGAAUCACCCCAUCCGAUGACGGACUUCUGGAAUGCGAAAAAUGAUUGGUUACCAACGUGGAAGUUGGACGAAAAUGAAUCUACUGAUGUUUCCAUGCAGGUGGAUUACGUACGAGUUUGGGCGUUGUAGACCGCAGUAAAAACUUACGGUACUUCGGUAGUUACAUUUAAUGGAUAAAUCGUGCUAUAAUUAUUCAAUAAAUAAAAACAAUCCAAUGGAAUGUAAAAAAU
Molecule: messenger RNA, 1310 nt
Organism: Sabethes cyaneus
Lineage: Eukaryota; Metazoa; Arthropoda; Insecta; Diptera; Culicidae
Product: beta-1,3-glucan-binding protein-like
Exons: 4
Coding region: 31-1209 (392 amino acids)
Biological process (GO): carbohydrate metabolic process
Molecular function (GO): hydrolase activity, hydrolyzing O-glycosyl compounds
Source: RefSeq, a predicted model, not a curated record